AGUGUCUGUGAGCCGCCAUCACACUAAAAGAAAGAGAUUCCCAGAGACUUGCGAUCCGUAAAACUCGCGGAGAGUCGCGUCGCUGCGUUUGUCCACGCGUCCAUACGUUUCCAGCGAUUAUGUAAAUGAGGCCAGCGACUGUAGGCUAGUAUAUUGUUCACUCGCGAUGACUGGCAGAUCGUGGACCCCCGAGGCGGAGGAGACUCUGAUCGAGCUCUGGCAGGAGUCCGCAUGUCUGUACGACAUCUCCUCCGCAGACUACCACAACCGAGAGGAGAAGGACAAGCGCUGGAGGGAGGUCGCCGACGCGCUGCAGAUGCCCAUGGAGGCGGUGGCGACCAGGGUGGCGUCUCUGAGGACUCAGUACGCCAGACUGAGGAAACCUAAAGCCAGCGGGGGCGAGAAGAAGCCCCUCACGAUGAGGCAGCGCUGGCUCCUGAGGGCCCUUGAGUUCCUGAAGCCGCACAUCGUUCAUCGGCGACACGAGACCACUCUGGGUUUGCCGUCCUCAGAUAAAGCAGAGGAGACUCUGGACGAGUCGGAUGAAAUGUCGCAGGAGACGGAUAAAGAGGUGGACAGCUUCGACUCCAUCAGCGUGUGUCUCUCCCCGAUGCCCGGCACUCCAGACACCGGCAUCCCCGAGGAAACCGCCUCGUACUCGCUGUCCCCCCGGAGCACAUCCGGCAAGCGCGCACGCUCCUCCGAAUCCGACAUCGAGCUGCAGAAGCUGGAGGUGUUGAAGCAGAUGUCCGCUAAAGUCCUGGAGCACCCGUCUCCGGACGCCGCCGCCGUCUUCUCCAGCCAGGUGGCCAUGGAGUACCGUCUGCUGAGAGACCCCAGCGUCCAGAUGCGCGUGCGCCGCCAGAUCAUGGCUCUCCUCUACGAAGCGCAGGAUUCAGAGAGACUUUCCCGACACUCCAAGAGACACGAACAGAAACAGCUCAAAACAGAGGAUCAACACUAAUAUACAAGUUGGAAUGUGGUUUUGUUGCAGACGGUGUUCAUCUUGUUAAUACUCGGAUUGUUUUCUAUGUUGUACUGAACUAUUUUUCUUAGUGGAAGCUUUGAUAUAAUCUACAUGUAAGAUAAUAAAACAGUUCCAGCUUCA
Cyprinus carpio (common carp) is the source of this 1108-nucleotide messenger RNA. RefSeq lists its product as uncharacterized. The record is from RefSeq and is a predicted model, not a curated record. Gene Ontology annotation, biological process: regulation of transcription by RNA polymerase II. Lineage: Eukaryota; Metazoa; Chordata; Actinopteri; Cypriniformes; Cyprinidae. Gene Ontology annotation, cellular component: nucleus; transcription regulator complex.